AUGACUGCAUCAACGAUACCCGAGUCCCAAGAAGCUCCCGAGCCAGUGCAGCCAUUGCACCUGACCAGGGUCGAGACACGAGAGACCCUUCGUAAUGUGGGAAUCUCGGAGCACCCCGCACCCUUGGACUACAACUACCCUGAAGUUGGACGGACGGAAAACCCAUUGUUCCCCGAAGAAUAUGUCAUCGAAACUAGCACUGGUCUUGUUCCACAAGCUACAUUAGAACAAGUUCGAUCUCGAGCCUCUACAUCUACCGCGGCCACAAGACAUAACGACAUUCCUAUUGACCCAGAAAAAGGGUCCGGCAAGGGUACUGAAUAUGUUACUUUUACUAUCGGAGAUCCUGAGCACCCCCACAACUGGUCCCGUGUUUAUCGAUGGUACAUUACGCUGGUUGCAUCAGCAUUGGUCGUGUGCAUUGCAUAUGGCUCAUCAAUCGUCACGGGAGGUCUGGGAUUGAUCCAGGAAAAGUACAAUGUCUCAUUGGAAGUUGCCAUCUUGACUUGUUCAAUCAUGGUUUGCGGCUUCGCGGUCGGCCCAUUGCUUUGGUCUCCCUUGUCUGAAAUCAUCGGUCGCAGGCCCGUUUACAUUAUUUCGCUGGCGCUUUAUGUCAUUUUUAACAUCCCAUGUGCGCUCUCACCUAAUAUUGGAGGACUCCUUGUGUGUCGGUUUCUGUGUGGUGUCUUCUCCAGUUCUGGGUUAUCUCUGGCUGGAGGUACCAUUGCCGACAUUUGGAGCACCGAGGAGCGGGGCAUGGCUAUCGCCUAUUUCGCCGCUGCUCCAUACUGUGGACCUGUCGUCGGUCCCAUCGUUACUGGUUGGAUCAAUGUUGGAAGUGGCAGAUUGGAUCUGUUCUUCUGGACAAACAUGGCGUUCGCCGGCGCAAUCAUGAUUAUGGUCGGCUUGAUCCCCGAGACUUAUGCACCUGUCAUUCUUAAGCGACGAGCAGCCAAGCUUCGAAAGGAAACCGGCAACCCAAACAUCAUCACGGAGCAAGAACAAAAUAAGCUCACUCUGCGCGAUAUCGCUCGCACGAGUCUGAUCCGCCCGAUCACAAUGAUCAUGACUGAGCCAGUUCUCGAUCUAAUGUGCAUGUACAUUGUCCUUAUCUACGCCAUGUUGUAUGCAUUUUUCUUCGCUUACCCAGUCAUCUUCGGGAAGCUUUAUGGCUACAAUGACGGUCAGAUCGGCUUGAUGUUCAUCCCUAUCUUGAUAGGCGCCGGGUUCUCACUGUUGACGACCCCCAUCAUCGAGAAGCAAUUCAAGCGAAUCUAUGACACGCGAACACCCACCCCAGAAGAUCGACUGAUUGGAGCCCUGAUUGGAGCUCCAUUUAUCCCAAUUGCUUUCUUCCUGCUGGGUGCCACUUCUUUCAAGCAUAUCAUCUGGGUUGGUCCCGCUUCCUCUGUUAUUGCCUUCGGAUACGGGAUGGUUCUGUGCUAUUACUCUGUGAACAACUACAUCAUCGACUCCUAUCAGAAAUAUGCUGCUUCUGCUUUGGCGGCCAAAGUGUUCUUGCGAUCCGGAGGUGGUGCUGCUUUCCCAUUGUUUACUACCCAGAUGUAUGACCGCCUUGGGCUUCAGUGGGCCUCUUGGUUGCUUGCAUUUAUCGGAGUUGGCAUGGUGUUUAUUCCCUACGUCUUUUAUAUGUUUGGAGCAAAGCUUCGUGCAAAGUUGACGCGGAAUUAA
Penicillium cataractarum is the source of this 1692-nucleotide messenger RNA. Its product is annotated as MFS transporter. Bases 1 to 1692 code for a protein of 563 amino acids. The transcript has a single exon. The record is from RefSeq and is a predicted model, not a curated record. NCBI's taxonomy places the organism in Eukaryota, Fungi, Ascomycota, Eurotiomycetes, Eurotiales, Aspergillaceae. Gene Ontology annotation, biological process: transmembrane transport; spermine transport. Gene Ontology annotation, cellular component: fungal-type vacuole membrane. Gene Ontology annotation, molecular function: spermine transmembrane transporter activity.